This is a messenger RNA of Penicillium diatomitis, 1086 nucleotides long. RefSeq names its product ribosome biogenesis protein BRX1. NCBI's taxonomy places the organism in Eukaryota, Fungi, Ascomycota, Eurotiomycetes, Eurotiales, Aspergillaceae. The record is from RefSeq and is a predicted model, not a curated record. The transcript has 2 exons. Gene Ontology annotation, biological process: rRNA processing; ribosomal large subunit assembly. Bases 1 to 1086 code for a protein of 361 amino acids. Gene Ontology annotation, cellular component: nucleolus. Gene Ontology annotation, molecular function: rRNA binding.
AUGGCUGCCGUUUACAAGACAGUAUCCAAGAAGAAGGCUCGUCAGGAGGUUGAAGACUCAGACGAGGGUUCUGAUGUCUCCAUGAACGAGUUCCUUGAAGACGCCGACGAUACUACCGACAGCGAAGAUGAGCAAGACGACGUGGAGGACCGAAUUGCUGAGGCCAGGAAGCAGCUUGCGGCCGGACUCAUGCCCAAGACCCGAGUUCUUAUUCUGACGUCUCGAGGUGUCUCCCACCGCCACCGACACUUGAUGGCCGAUCUCUGCGCACUCCUCCCCCAUACCCACAAAGAGACCAAGCUUGACACCAAGAAGAAGACUGCUGGAUACAACCUUUUGCUGAACUCUCUCGCCGACCUGCACUCAUGCAACAUGAUUUUCUUCCUCGAAGCCCGCAAGAACGGUCAAGACCUAUACCUUUGGUUGUCGCGUCCCCCUAAUGGCCCCACAAUUAAGUUCCACUUGAACAACUUGCAUACGAUGGGUGAGCUUGGUGCUGGCUUUGCGGGAAAUUGUCUGAAGGGUGGACGUGGCAUUGUCGUCUUCGACCGAUCAUUCGACGAGCAAGGUCCCGACAUGAGCGCCCCUGGCGCUGAAUACCGUGGUCUGAUUCGCGAGAUGCUGCGCGGUAUUUUUUGCGUCCCUAAGCGUGGCGUCAAGGGUAUGAAGCCGUUUGUUGACCGAAUCAUCGGCAUAUUCGGAGUGGAUGGCAAAAUUUGGGUUCGCGUGUACGAGAUCCGUGAGUCCGAGGCUGGCAAGAAGAAGGAGGGUGAGGAGACGGCCAAGCCUGCGCUGAAGGGCAAGGACGGCCAGCCUGAGGUCUCUCUGGUUGAGAUCGGUCCCCGCUUCGUCUUGACCCCUAUCGUUAUUUUGGAGGGCAGCUUCGGCGGUCCGGUCAUCUACGAGAACAAGCAAUACGUCAGCCCCAACCAAGUCCGUCGUGAGGCUCGCUUGGGCAAGGCUGGUCGUUAUGCCCAGCGUCGGGAAGUGCAGACCGACCGCGUGUUCAAGCGCGCCGAUCUGGGUCUCUCUGACAACUCAUCGCGCAAGCCCGAUGCGCUGGAGACGAGAAACCUGUUCGGUUAA